AUGGAUCGCCUGCUGCUGCUGCUGCUGCUGCUGCUGUGGAGCUCAGGUUCUCAGUGUGGAACCACAGCCCAGGCUGACAUUGUGAUAUUGGUUGACGACUCCUCCAGCAUCUCAACUAUGUCCUUCAACGACAUCAGGUCCUUUCUCACUGAAGUAGUCAGCGUCUUCGAAAUCGGCCCAGACAGAAUCCAGAUUGGUCUGGUUCAGUACAGUGGUGACCCAAAUACAAAUUGGCACCUGAACACCCACCACACCAAACUUUCUCUGCUGGAGGAUAUAAAUAGACUGCAACACAAUGGAGGAGACACCAUGACAGGACGUGCUUUGACACACAUCCUCCAUAACAACUUUAAACCCGAAGUGGGAAUGCGAGAAAACUCCACAAAAAUCGCUGUCUUGUUUACUGACGGCGAUUCUCAUGACAACACACUCCUCCCAUCACAGAACCUGAAGAACGUCGGCAUUGAGAUCUACACUCUUGGUUAUGAUGAUGCCAACACGAAUGAGCUAAAGGUCAUUGCCUCUGAUCCAGAUGACAUUCACAUGUACUUUAUCAGAGAAUUGUCAUCUAUCAUGGACAUCUACAACAAGAUCACCACCAACAUCUGUAACAGCGUUAAAAGCUUAGCUCUGGCACUUGUCCACCAGUUGGGUUUUAAUGUUCUCUUUCUGUCUGUCCCAGUGUUUGUCAGGCUGUUGAAUGGGACCAGUGUGUGUUCAGGCAGACUGGAGGUGAAGUCCAACCAGUCCAACCAGUGGUGGUCCUCAGUGUGUGAAGAUAACUUUGACCAGCAGGAUGCAGAGGUGGUCUGUAGGGAGCUUGGCUGUGGGGCUCUUUCAGUCCUCCAGGGGGCGCUCUAUGGAGAAGUGGCGGCUCCAAUGUGGACCAAAGAGUUCCAGUGUGGAGGCCAUGAGUCUGCUCUCCUGGACUGUAGAAGCUCAGGCUCAGAUAGAAACACCUGCUCACCUGGCAAAGCUGUUGGACUCACCUGCUCAGAACCUGUCAGGUUGGUGGGAGGAUCCAGUCGCUGUGCAGGAACACUGGAGGUGAAACAAGGAGACUGGAGACCAGUAGAAUACUCUGACUGGACCCUGAAGAAAGCAUCCGUAGUCUGUGAACAGCUGGACUGUGGAUUAAGAAACAAGUCCUUACACAAAUCUGCAUGGGAGAUCAGUGAUAACUGUAUUCUCUCUGGUUUCGACCGGAGGGUUUGUCUAACAUCACGUUCCUCUUCCUCCAUCCUGGAGAUCACCUGCUCAGACUCUGUCAGGCUGGUGAAUGGGACCAGUCUGUGUUCAGGCAGACUGGAGGUGAAGUCCAACCGGUCCAGCCAGUGGUGGUCCUCAGUGUGUGAAGAUGACUUUGACCAGCAGGAUGCAGAGGUGGUCUGUAGGGAGCUUGGUUGUGGGGCUCCUUCAGUCCUCCAGGGGGCGCUCUAUGGGGAAGUGAAGGCUCCAAUGUGGACCAAAGAGUUCCAGUGUGGAGGCCAUGAGUCUGCUCUCCUGGACUGUAGAAGCUCAGGCUCAGAUAGAAACACCUGCUCACCUGGCAAAGCUGUUGGACUCACCUGCUCAGAACCUGUCAGGUUGGUGGGAGGAUCCAGUCGCUGUACUGGAACACUGGAGGUGAAACAAGGAGACUGGAAACCAGUUUAUGGCUCUGACUGGACCCUGAAGGCAGCAUCUGUAGUCUGUGAACAGCUGGAAUGUAGCUCUCCUAUUUCUGUAGGAAGGAGAGAGAACUUCAAUAGAUCUGCAUGGAAGAUCAAUUUUAACUGUUUUCAGUCUGGUUCUGCCCUUAGGGAGUGUGUGGCAUCAGGUUCCUCUUCCUCCAUCCUGAAGUUCACCUGCUCAGAUCCAGCAGCUUUUUUCAUCAGACUGGUCGUCCUGCCGCUGAUUCUGCUGCUGUUCAUCACGGUCUUCUAUUUCACCCUCAAGGCCACCAGGGGGCAGAAGCCAGGCCCACAGGAGAGCAUAGAGCUGGAUCAUUAUAACCUUGAUGCCAGCAGAGCUGAAGGAGGGCCGGCUGAAGCGGAAGGAGCCAAGGAACCAGAGUAGACCUCCAAAGAGCUCCACUCACAUCCAUAUGCAGCGGCUCCCCAACUUUCCAUCAACUCAGUCAAGGCUUUUAAAUUGUUAUGCUGAUGUUCCCUUUAAACUACUAGUGAAAUGAAGACAGGAAGAUAGCUGAAGAACAUCUUCUUUGGUUUAAUCUCUCAGUCUGAAGUGAUAAUCCAAACAUUGCAGCUCUGUAUCGCUAGGAAUUUAUCCAAGUUUUAUAAUAAUGCACCUCAAGAUUUAAGUUGAGAGUGAAUGUAGGAAGCAGUGAAACAGGUGAACCACAUUAAACAUUUUUAUGUCUCUAAACAUCUAUUCUCCUCAUCUCUUCAACUGCAGUAAACCCUGGUGAUCUGGUCUGAGGUCUGCGUGAGGUGUUUAAGUGGCACUGUGUCGUGGUGUCACAGCUCACCUGU
Anoplopoma fimbria (sablefish) is the source of this 2474-nucleotide messenger RNA. Its product is annotated as scavenger receptor cysteine-rich type 1 protein M130-like. The transcript has 13 exons. Gene Ontology annotation, cellular component: membrane. The record is from RefSeq and is a predicted model, not a curated record. The coding region runs from base 1 to 2058 and encodes 685 amino acids. Lineage: Eukaryota; Metazoa; Chordata; Actinopteri; Perciformes; Anoplopomatidae.